AUGCCGUGCUCCUGGUCGCGACGCUGCCGAGCCGCAGACAAUGGCCUUCCAUCGCCGUCGUCGAGCCCCGAUGUCGAGAGCUGGGGCCAAAUCCGCCGGCAUCACCUCCGCAUGAUGCGAAAGCAGGUCCGCAGCAUCGUUCUGCUGAUGGCAUUGAUUGAAGCCAUCCGUGUCGGCCCGGUCCAGAUGGUGUAUGCUGGUCGUCAAGGAUAUGCUGCUCCCGGCCCGGAAGAUUUUGGAAUUGCAUAUAGCGUCGGAUACUUUCUCAGUUGGCUCUACCUGUGCGUCUUCAUGGUUGUCUUCGUGCCCCUUUUCAGCUGGUGGGUGCCUGUGACCUCGUCUGAAUCCAAGAAGACCGAGAAAAUCGUCGAGAUCCUGCAGAAGAUCAACAUGGUCCUCCUCCCUCUGAGCAUUGGCAUCAGCCUCGUGACCUACAUCUACUACACCAUCCAGACCUUGAUCUACGUGGAUUCUCGCACGAUCGGGUCAAAGAGCUUCCCCAAGAACACUCGGCAAAACUGGUUGGUGCGUUUGUUCUUGCUCGGAGGCAUUUUGGUUUCGACCUCUUUCGGCUACGGUGCUUUCCAGAUCCUGGCGGAUAUGGACCUGGCCCAUGUAAAGACGCUGGAAUAUUCUAUCAUUGUCGUUCCCGUUCAGAUCAACAUUGGUCUCUUGUGGGGUACGCUGAUGCAAUACAAAAUGGAGAAGCGUAUCGCGAGGAACGAGGCAGCCAAGGCUCAAAAGGUCGGUGUCGAGGUUGGCACAGUCGACGAGAAAGCCGCUCUACUGGAGGUGUAG
Capronia epimyces CBS 606.96 is the source of this 798-nucleotide messenger RNA. RefSeq lists its product as uncharacterized. NCBI's taxonomy places the organism in Eukaryota, Fungi, Ascomycota, Eurotiomycetes, Chaetothyriales, Herpotrichiellaceae. Bases 1 to 798 code for a protein of 265 amino acids. The transcript is spliced from 3 exons. The record is from RefSeq and is a predicted model, not a curated record.